CUUUUCUCUCUUUUGGAUGCAUCAAAUUCUUUAUCUCUGAAGCAACAUCUUAUUUUAUUCUAAGAAUUGCAUUUGUCUGUGUUUCUUAUUCUCUAGCAACAUCAAAUUUCUAACAAUAAGCACCCGAACAGAAACUAGUUAAGCCAAUGAUAUUCCAAACCCACCAAAUUUCAAUUUGAACGGCAUUUUUUUUACAAGUUUAUCAUGGCAUGGAUUGGUGGAUUUUAAUUGUUCUUUCAGGUUAAUUGUGAAUAAUCAUACAAGAAAUAUGUAGUUUUUCUUUUGAUCAGCUUGAUUGUAGUUUCUCAUCUCAAUUUCUUAAGAAAGCUAUGAGUCUUAGAAAAUGGCAGUAUGAAAUGAUCUUUGCAACAAUCACGACACUAGAAAGUGAGAAAACAAGAAAUAGUAUAUUAUUCUUACGAUCACUCAAUCACUACUAUAUAUAUAUAUGAAUCGGAGUAAAAUAAUUGUUUGACAAGGCAAAUAGGAGGUGGGUUGACUUUAUUUGGCGUGGGGUGCAAGUGGGUUCUUGACCAACUUCACUGAAAAUGUUCCAGCUUGGAUGAUAUGUAUAUAUGGAUGACCGGAAUAGUCCACCAUUAUCCAGUCACUUCACUUUAGAGUAGAAACUCAAGGAGGAAAUGGAGAAGUUAAAUGAUGGUGUAGCAGACAAGGAUUUGAUCAAGUUUUUGUCAUGCCAAGAUUUAACUUCCAUAUGUACAAUUGAACAGGCUGAGAAGCUCAUUGAAUGUAUGGAUCAUAAAGCACUCGAGAUCUCGAAGAAGCUAGAAGCAAGAAAGCGGGAUGAAUACAGUAUAUACAGAAGAAGAAACGAUGAGUCUCUCAGAUGUGAGGUAGCUUAUGACAAGGACAAACUGGACUAUCUGCAACUAGCUCUUGACAAGCUGAGUUUCGCAAACAAUGCAUACUAUGACAGGCCUAUUAAAUCAUGCCUGUUUGAAGAUGAAGUUCAUUUUAAUAACUUGCAUUUCCUGUUGCUGCAUGGAAGCAAGAGUUUGGCUGAAGAGAAAAAACUCAUAAGAGAGACCAAGAAAGGCAAACAGAAAGGACCUGUUGGUUCAUGUUCGACCCUGGGAAUGCUUAAUGCUUCUAUUUGGGGGCUGAUUUGCCAAAGUUAUCACUGCUCCUACUCCAUUGAUGAAGUUCAGUACAGAAAAAUCAUUGAAGAGAUGAAUCAGUUAAAAUGUAUAAGGGAGAAAGCUAUUGCAAAUGCUGCUGUGAAGGGAAGGAUUUGGAACUCUUUGGGAUCAAAAGAAACAAUACAAGAUGAAGUCAAAGAAUCUAAAAUCGAACUUACUGGCAAGUUGGAUAGAUUAAGAGAGAAAGGUUUGGCAGUCAGGGCCAAAUUUAAGAAGUCAGAGGAAAGCCUGGAGGCAAUACAAAAAGAUAUAAAUUCUUUGCGGGAAAAAUUGAUGGAAGCAAACCGAAUAAAAAGAAGGGCUAACAGAUGCUUACUUAAACUAACGAAAGAACAGGAUUAGAAGAUGCAAUCACCUCUGUCAGAUAUACGAAGCUUCAAGUGAAGCGAAACAAAUGCAAUUCUUAGAAUAAGAUUUUAUUUUCUUGUUUGUUUAACCAGAAUGAAAAUUCCCACAAAGUUUAUGCUUACUUGCAAAAUUCCAGGCUACUAAAACAAAAGUAGUUUAAUGCUGUGAUUUUGUGAUUUUUUGUUUUUGAAAUUUCACUCAAUGGGUAAUCACCCUGGAUUUAUUCCAAGUCAA
This is a messenger RNA of Ricinus communis (castor bean), 1742 nucleotides long. RefSeq lists its product as uncharacterized. The record is from RefSeq and is a predicted model, not a curated record. Lineage: Eukaryota; Viridiplantae; Streptophyta; Magnoliopsida; Malpighiales; Euphorbiaceae. The transcript has 6 exons. Bases 642 to 1502 code for a protein of 286 amino acids.